Messenger RNA from Arxiozyma heterogenica, 2364 nucleotides. It is a transcript of the gene SHE4, whose product is annotated as She4p. Gene Ontology annotation, molecular function: Hsp90 protein binding. Bases 1 to 2364 code for a protein of 787 amino acids. Lineage: Eukaryota; Fungi; Ascomycota; Saccharomycetes; Saccharomycetales; Saccharomycetaceae. Gene Ontology annotation, cellular component: cytoplasm. The transcript has a single exon. The record is from RefSeq and is a predicted model, not a curated record.
AUGUCAGUUUCAGACCUUUGUAACCAAUUUAAUAAAACAUUAAGGGUGCCCAUAGAACCAGAAAAAUAUCAUGAAGCAUUGGACGAGAUCUUUAAUGGGAGAGAGGAAUUUGUUGCAAGUGAUAUUUUGGAGAAAGAAGAGACUGUCAUCACAAGAGCGUAUCAAGAUCAUCAAGCAUCAAGAAAAUAUUUAGCAGAAUUGAUUAAGAAUGAUAUUUCUUUUUCACUUUCUCUGUUUGAAAAACUAAGUACUAGUUCUAUUCAAGUUUUAAUUGGUAUAUUCAAUGACAAAAAUGACACAGUUCCACUUUUAAAAGAAAUAGAAUAUGAAAUCCAGCAUUCUGAUAAUGAUGAAAAGUCUCAUUUUUUAUUAAGUUGUAUAUUACAAUUGUUAAAUUCAUUUGAAUACAGAUUUACAGAUCUUAAAUGGCUUAUAAGAACCCUUUGUUUAAGAUUUAAUAAUAAUGAAAUUAGAUCAAUGGGAUUGGUUAUAUUCUAUCAAUUAGAGACAAAGUUUCAUAGUGAAUUUGAAGCUACACUUUUAUCAUUUAUCGAUGGUUUAAUAAUAGAAGCGGAUGCUGAAAUCGGAGAUGACCCACUUGCAUUAAUCAUAAAUAUCCUUACUGAACUAUAUCCUGCGUUUACAACAUUUUGUUCUAGUAUUAUUUUAGGAAAUGAUCUGGAUAGAAUGUUACAACAAAGAGCAAUGAAUAGGGGAAAUGACACUCCAUUUUUAAAAAGUCUGUUUAAACUACUGAUUGUAUCAUGUAUUGAUGAAACUGUGAGAAACAAUAUUGCAACAAAUUAUUUAAACAUUAUUGAAGACGCAAUGCAAAGUCCCUCUUUUGAAGUUUAUUGUGCCUUGAUAUUAAUUAAGACUUGGUCAUUUUCCAAAUUGAAAAAUGUAACUAUCCAUGAUCUGACUACUAUUCUCGUCGAUACUUUCAUAAAUAAUAGUAGCGAACUAGAAUCUGAUGAAUUUUCAUAUGCUAUUGAAGGUUUGGCAUAUUUAAGUCUAAGGACUUCUGUAAAGUUAAUUUUACGGCACCAUAAUUUUUUUAUUCCAAAAGUAAUCGAGUUUGUAAAAGAAAAAAAAUUUCAAGACCAAAAUUUAUAUGGUAUCUUAAUUAUUUUAGCUAAUUUAGGUUCUCCUCCCAAUGAUCCAAAUCAGAUGGGAAAAAAUUCUUUAAGGGCUUUAGAAUCAUAUGCCAACUUACAAAAUCCAAACUCUAUGAAUGACGAAGAUAUCAAAGAUGAUUUAUCCUCAAUUAAAAAAUUUAAUCAGCUAUAUAUAUUAAAAUCCGAAUUACUGUGUAAUUUGAAAAAUAAUCUAUCAGAAUUAAGCCAAGGCUCACAAGAACAAGUUAUUCGAAUUAUUUAUAAUAUUACUCGAGACACAGAAAAUAUUCCUAAAAGUGUUCAACAAGGUUACACUAUAUUAAUAUUAGAGUUUUUAAUUAGUGCUAAUAAAACUAAGAAGAUGGCAAAUCUGAUGAUAAGGGUUCUUGCAUUAAGAUCAUUAACUAAAAUAUUAAUUCAUACCGAUCCUAAGUUAAUAUUUAACAAAUUUUCUUCUUUGAAUACACUCCCAUAUUUGUUUGAAAUGUUACCUUCUUCAGAUUUUUCAAUUCAAAAUGAAACACAUUUAUUAAAUGAGGACUAUUUAACUACAACAGAUCAAUACGAAGCACUCUUGGCAUUGACUAAUCUGGCAUCUUCACCAUAUACAGAUGGUGAAGAUAUGUGUAAAGUCAUAGGAGGUAAUAGUAAAUAUUGGAAUGUACUGGAAACUAUGAUGUUAGAUGAAAAUCCGAUCUUACAAAGGGCAGAUUUAGAAUUAAUUUCUAAUCUAAUGACACAUCCCUUAUCAAUUGCAGUUAAAUUUUUCAAUUUUGAAAAUAAACAAAGCAAAAGAAAUUUUGAUAUAUUAGUGAAAUUAUUACUAUUAGAUGAUAUUAAAUCACAAAGAGCAGUAGCUGCUAUUUUUGCAACUAUUGCUAACAUGGUUCCAUUCGUUACUCAAGAACUACUAAAACAGGAAUCUUUAAUAAAAAAUGCAAUAACAGCAUUAAAGGAACAAGCUAAUGAUAUUGAAUUGGUUAGAAGAUUAAUAAUGUUAUUUUAUGCCUUGUUUGAAUUAGCUCCAGAACAAAAUUCUCAAUCAUUUAAUGAUUUCAAUAAGAUAAUUAAAUUACCUGAAAUAAAUCAAUUGAAUCAAGACUUAUCUUUAUUAUUAAGUCAAUACCAACAACAAAUCAGAAGCAAUGAUAAUGCAGCAGUGUUAAUGGAUGAUGGGGAAGCAUCCAAUCCAACCACAGAAGAUAUUGAAAUAAUUAAAACUAUACUGCAAAAAAUUAAUAAAUAA